AGGAGUGCAAUGCAAGCUGCUUACAAGGUAAUCUAUGAUUAUCUUUCCUGAGCUCGUUAUUUUGAGUUCUAUUGCGAACACUUUUCUAAUACCAACACCUCCCUACGUGCAACCUAUUUUUUAAAAUACAUAUAAAAAAUAGAAACCUCUCUUUUUUGCUGCGUGCGUACGAAUGUACUAUUACUAGGUAUAAGCUAGCUUCGACAGUUUUAAAAGUUAGAUCAUUUUAAACUCUGACUAUUUAUAAUUAUUAAACACCACCAUAUUCAAUGUACUUUGAUAUCGCGAUUUGUCAUCGGGGAGCAGAUCAAUUGUUUUAUCGACCUUCCCAAGGCGGAGGUUUUUUAUCAACUCUUUCAGACCUGGAAAAAGUAAGAUCUCGGGGUCGUGAGGAACACCGCUUUUCCAAGAAUGCUGGGGAACAUGUUCAAUUUUUCACACUUUCGUUAUGGGAGAAUCUUAAGGAAUCAUUAGAUCACAUUUUCUCAUCUCUCAUAUGAGACAUUGUACAAUUAUAAUAAUUAAUAUAGUCAAGUAUACUUUGUUGUUGCAUGCAUGCAUGCGUGCAGACAUUUUCUCCGUGCCUCAACCUUCUUAUUAUACCUAUUAUACAGUUCCACAACAGAGUUGUGCAAGUUUUUAUGGAUCCGGGGAAAGAGAAGAUGGUGUGUAUACUAUUGAUCCUGAUGGCUUCGGAACAUUCAAAGUCUGGUGUGAUAUGCAAGAUGGCGGAGGUUGGACAGUGUUUCAAAGACGACAGGACGGAAGUGUAGAUUUCUAUCGUGGUUGGUCAGACUAUAAAGUUGGUUUUGGUAACUUGACGGGCGAAUUCUGGCUUGGGUUGGAUAAAAUACAUCGUUUGACCAAAUCUACCACUCAAAGUUUUUUAAGAAUUGACAUGUGGGAUUUUAAUGUCACGCACGCCCACGCCAAGUAUAAAAAUUUUUGUGUGGCUUCUGAGUCAGAUGGUUACAAAACUAAACAUUGGUGAUUUUUCAGG
Messenger RNA from Paramuricea clavata, 1000 nucleotides. The record is from the annotation of a GenBank genome assembly. Lineage: Eukaryota; Metazoa; Cnidaria; Anthozoa; Malacalcyonacea; Plexauridae.